AUGGCGGAAGAUGAAAGAAUGUACAUCUCCUAUAAUAAUAUUCACAAACUUUGUCAAAAAGUCGCAAAGCAUAUUUUAGCAAGAAAUGAAAGGCCUGAUAUUAUUAUCGCCAUUACUGGUGGUGGUAUGAUUCCUGCGAGAAUUAUUAGAUCGUUUUUGAAAGUUAAGGGUCAAAAGAAUAUUCCGAUCCAAGCUAUCGGUUUAUCUUUGUAUGAGGAUUUAGGGUUGAAAAACAGUGUAGAAACUAUCGGCAAAGAGGUUAUUAGAACUCAAUGGCUAGAUUUUGGUGCUUUGAAUCAACAUUUCGAUUCCCUGAUUGGUAAGAAAAUCUUAAUUGUUGAUGAAGUUGACGACACUCGAACUACUCUUCAUUACGCUGUGUCAGAACUGGAAAAAGAAGUCGUUGAACAGCAAAAUCUUCUGAAUAGAAUAAACGAGGAUACGGUUUUUUCUAUAUUUGUUCUACAUAAUAAGGAUAAGCCCAAGAAAGCCGACUUACCUGACUCUAUGAUUAAUUCUGGGCGUUAUAUUGCCGCGCAAACUGUCCCUGAUAUGUGGUUAUGUUAUCCUUGGGAUGCUGAAGACAUUGAAGAACAUACCGAACUGGCUAAAGCUCAAGGGAAUGAUUGA
This is a messenger RNA of Saccharomyces eubayanus, 630 nucleotides long. It is a transcript of the gene XPT1, whose product is annotated as xanthine phosphoribosyltransferase. NCBI's taxonomy places the organism in Eukaryota, Fungi, Ascomycota, Saccharomycetes, Saccharomycetales, Saccharomycetaceae. The transcript has a single exon. Gene Ontology annotation, biological process: IMP salvage; hypoxanthine metabolic process; GMP salvage. Bases 1 to 630 code for a protein of 209 amino acids. Gene Ontology annotation, cellular component: cytoplasm. Gene Ontology annotation, molecular function: hypoxanthine phosphoribosyltransferase activity. The record is from RefSeq and is a predicted model, not a curated record.